CGAACAGAUAUGUGUUAAUCCAGUGAACCUUUCAACCAGCGACAACUUUCCUUUCCACCACAGCUGCCAUCAUCAUGGUUGCCAAAACUCAGGAACCGUUUUUCCAAGGGAGUACAGGGAAGAACUCUCGUGGAGUUUUAAGAAUUGUAAUUCUUUGCUUAAUUGCCGGUGCUGCAAUUGCCAGUCGAUUGUUUUCUGUGAUUCGUAAGUAUCUCAACUUUCAUAAAUAAUUUGGAUACCUCUUACCCUAAUUGAAAUUGAAAGGCACAGCACUUCCGCCGUACUCACUGCCACCGACUAAACUGUUCCAACAAAAGCUAAUAUUUCUGUAUAGGAUUCGAGAGUAUAAUUCACGAAUGUUAGUAUUUAAGCGACCCCUCAAUGGAUGGAGCUCUUCCUUCUCCAGCUCCGCUCUCUGUUAAAGAUCGCGACUAACCUAAGCUUAGUCGAUCCUUGGUUCAAUUUCAGGGCUACAAAAUACCUGGUCUCGCAUGGCUUCUAUGAUUUCUGGGAUUGGUUUGAUGACCGAACAUGGCAUCCACUUGGGCGUGUUACAGGAGGAACUUUAUACCCAGGUCUCAUGGUCACCAGUGGUGUAAUCUACCAUGCCCUCCGAGCUCUUACUAUUCCAGUCGAUAUUCGAAACAUUUGUGUGCUUCUCGCACCAGCUUUCUCUGGCUUGACUGCCUUCGCAACAUACCUCUUUACCAAUGAGAUGUCCACAUCUCCUUCCGCCGGUCUUCUCGCGGCUAUUUUCAUGGGAAUUGCCCCAGGUUACAUUUCGCGAUCAGUUGCAGGCAGCUACGAUAACGAAGCCAUUGCAAUUUUCCUACUCGUAUUCACGUUCUACCUCUGGAUUAAAGCCAUCAAGCUCGGAUCCGCAUUUUGGGGUGCUCUUUGUGCUUUGUUCUAUGGAUACAUGGUAUCCGCCUGGGGUGGAUAUGUCUUCAUUACCAAUUUGAUUCCUCUCCAUGUAUUUGUAUUGGUCUGCAUGGGAAGAUUCAGCCCAAGAGUGUAUGUCAGUUACUGUACCUGGUACGCACUUGGCACGUUGGCAAGCAUGCAAAUUCCCUUCGUAGGAUUCUUGCCAAUUCGCAGUAGUGAACAUAUGUCCGCUCUCGGUAAGUUUAAUUGCUUGAUUUUACGAUGUCUAUGUACUAAUUUGUUUAGGUGUUUUCGGCCUUCUUCAAUUGGUUGGAUUUGUCGAAUUCGUCCGCUCCGGUGUACCAAGCAAGCAAUUCGCGACUCUCCUUAAAGGAUUUGUCCUUGCCGUGUUCGCUAUCUCCUUUGGUGGCUUGGUACUUUUGACCGUCUCUGGUGUUAUUGCUCCUUGGACUGGCCGUUUCUACUCUUUGUGGGAUACUGGAUAUGCCAAGAUUCACAUCCCUAUUAUUGCUUCCGUCUCUGAACAUCAGCCAACAGCAUGGCCAGCUUAUUUUUUCGACCUUAACCUUCUUAUCUGGCUUUUCCCAGCUGGUGUUUACCUUUGCUUCUUGAAGCUUGCCGAUGAACAAGUUUUCGUUGUUGUGUACGCCAUCCUUGCAAGUUACUUCUCUGGUGUCAUGGUUCGAUUAAUGCUCACCUUGACUCCGAUCGUCUGUGUAGCCGCAGCCUUGGUAUUGUCCAACAUCUUAGACACUUACUUGACCUUUAAGUCACCAGGAGAAUCAACCCAAGCUACUGCAACAGAGGGUGCCACCAAUGGUGCCACAAAGAAGGCCGCUAAGCAAGAGGAACUACGAUCAAUGCGUCAACCUCUCAUCGGCAUCUAUGCUGCCUUUUCUAAAAUUUCCGUUGUGACCGCCAUGACAACAUACCUCCUGAUCUUCGUUCUCCACUGUACCUGGGUUACUUCCAACGCUUACUCAUCUCCAUCUGUCGUGCUCGCUAGUAGAAUGCCCGACGGCAGUCAGCACAUUAUUGAUGAUUACAGAGAGGCUUAUCAAUGGUUGCGACAGAACACCAAGGAAGAUGCAAAGAUCAUGUCAUGGUGGGAUUACGGUUACCAAAUUGGUGGUAUGGCUGACAGGCCUACACUCGUCGACAACAAUACUUGGAACAACACUCACAUCGCCACCGUUGGGAAGGCAAUGAGCUCUCGUGAAGAGGUCAGCUACCCCAUCAUGCGCCAACACGAAGUUGACUACGUUCUCGUCGUCUUUGGUGGUCUUCUCGGAUACUCUGGAGAUGAUAUCAACAAAUUCUUGUGGAUGGUCAGAAUUGCCGAGGGAAUUUGGCCAGAUGAGGUUAAGGAACGUAACUUCUUCACCGAACGUGGAGAGUACAGAGUUGACGAAGGUGCUACUCAAACCAUGAAGGACAGCUUGAUGUGAGCAAUGCUAGCCAUGACAAACUUGAAUUUCGCUAAUCAUUUAAUAGGUAUAAAAUGUCAUACUACAACUACAACUCCCUUUUCCCACCUGGACAAGCCCAAGACAGAGUUCGUAACGUAAAGAUGCCAGAAGUUGGACCAGUUCUCAACACUGUCGAGGAAGCAUUCACUAGUGAGAAUUGGAUCAUUCGAAUCUACAAGGUUAAGGACCUUGACAAUGUUGGCCGAGAUCAUGCAUCAGCCGCAUCAUUCGAUAGAGGGAACAAGAAGAAGAAGACAACAAAGAAGAGGGGACCAAAAGUUUUGAGGGUUGAAUAAAAGGAUGAACUUUACUUUGUAUCAUAUUUCCUUAUCUUGGGCUGGGAGCUUUGCAAGAUAGAGCGAGUCCAUUGUUAUGUAUAGAGAAGAAAUAUACUCAUAAAUAUGAUUAUGUGCUAAACU
This is a messenger RNA of Sclerotinia trifoliorum, 2773 nucleotides long. The record is from the annotation of a GenBank genome assembly. NCBI's taxonomy places the organism in Eukaryota, Fungi, Ascomycota, Leotiomycetes, Helotiales, Sclerotiniaceae.